AUGUCGCGUCUUAGUGUUGAUAACAAGCACGUUUUUUCCGAGUUGGACGAUCCGGAGCGUCAGGACCUGAUUCGGCGCAUUGUUGAACAGGACCCAAGUCUCUGUGAAAUCCCUCGCGGAAAUUUCUUUUUCCUGUGGUUCGCCAAUAUUGAGAUGCUGAGGAAACACGCAUCACCGCGUGAUGACUCAGAUAUCACAAGCCUGAACCUAUUAUUGAGACUGCCUGCCCCCGACAUAGCUGGUGUCUGGGCUUCGACGAAAACAGGACCGCAAUCCAAGCCUGCUUCGCGGGCUACUCAAGGCACUGCGUCAGCUUCCGCUUCUGUGAGAUCUCGUUCCGGGUCUCCCAGCAAAGGAAAGAUCCCAGUGCGCCAGCGAAGUCCGCUGAGGAAAGAGAUCAUCUCCCCGCCACUCGUUCCGCUUCCAACCAGUGUACCGAAUACUGUCGCUGGUCCUUCCAGACCUGUUGCAGUGGUGUCGGUGCUAGACACUGCAAGUUGCAAGAGUGCUAGCCUACAGCGGGACAGUGACAUGUGUGUCGUGACGAAGAUGGGCCAACCAACUCUCCAAUCGGCACAUAUUCUGCCGAGCAAGCUGAACCGCGGGGAGAUUAAAUCGGAGAUGUGGAGUACAUUAAAAAUGUUCUUCGGCCCAGAGCAAGUAGCGGCUUUGAAGUCUGAGAUCCUCGGAAACGACAACAGGGUGAACGCAGAGUACGUAUCCAAUUUUAUCACACUGAGUGUCCAAGUACACCAGUGGUGGGAUCGUGCAAUGAUUGCUUUUCGCCCUGUGUGGAUGAAUGAGGAUAAGACUGUAAUGGACCUCGCUUUUCACUGGCUGCCUCUGUGUGAUCAAACGCAGAAGCGAAGUGAAGACGUAUCCAUUUUCGCGCACCCAUACCCAACUCAACGUCAAGGAUGGUUUGAAGGCCCAUCUGACAGACAUCGACUCUGGGAAUUGGAGAACAAGCAGCUUGUUUGCUCUGGGUUUAUCUUCAGCAUCACGACGACUAGCGCAGAAAAAAGACCAUUGCCCUCAUGGGAAUUGAUGAGUCUGAAGUGGAACUUGUCUCGUAUCGCUGCGAUGCAAGGGGCUGCUGAGGAAGAAGACAGCGAUAUUGACUCUGACGGAGACUCUGUUGCUGUUACUUCAGGCUCACGAUCGCCCGUGAAAGAGGAGCGUACUUCUAAGGAAUAUACGCCCUUCCGAUCUCCCACUCGGUCUCGGUCUAUUUCGCCCGUGAAAGAGGGGCGUACUUCUAAGGAAAACACGCCCUUCCGAUCUCCCACUCGGUCUCGGUCUAUUUCGCCCGUGAAAGAGGGGCGUACUUCUAAGGAAAAUACGCCCUUCCGAUCCCCCGCUCGGUCUCAGUCUAUUUCGCCCUCAAAGUUGCGGGAUUUGGUGUUGGAGGACACCGAAUUCAGUGGAUUUGUGGAGUGA
This is a messenger RNA of Penicillium arizonense, 1440 nucleotides long. Its product is annotated as HNH endonuclease signature motif containing protein. Lineage: Eukaryota; Fungi; Ascomycota; Eurotiomycetes; Eurotiales; Aspergillaceae. The record is from RefSeq and is a predicted model, not a curated record. Bases 1 to 1440 code for a protein of 479 amino acids. The transcript has 3 exons.